This is a messenger RNA of Dendronephthya gigantea, 1857 nucleotides long. RefSeq names its product histamine H2 receptor-like. The transcript has a single exon. Lineage: Eukaryota; Metazoa; Cnidaria; Anthozoa; Malacalcyonacea; Nephtheidae. The record is from RefSeq and is a predicted model, not a curated record. Gene Ontology annotation, biological process: G protein-coupled receptor signaling pathway. Gene Ontology annotation, cellular component: membrane. Gene Ontology annotation, molecular function: peptide binding; G protein-coupled receptor activity. Bases 558 to 1556 code for a protein of 332 amino acids.
UUUGUCCUGUAUGUACUUUCCCCGCAUGUAUGUCCAUUUUCGACGUAGCCAAGGCGAUAUAGCAAGAGGGAGUAUGAUUUGUUGACAAGCGCGCGUGUGUAUACGUCUCAGUGUUAUGCUAAGUCGAAUUUUUGUACUAUUACAGUGUUAAUGUAAUGCGCUAAUACAAUAACAUUGAACUAUAUUAUUAACAGACAGCGAGAGAAUGAAUGUCAGAGCUAUCAAAGCUUAAACUAAAGAACAAUUGAUCUGGUCAUAGCGCCGGGUUGGAUUCAAUUUUUUUUGUCUGUAGUAUUGUUUUCGCCGUAUAAAUUGAAGAACCAUAAAAUCGUUUUGUGAAACGUUUACCACUCGUAACAGUAUAUCUUGGCCGAAUUCUUGGCGAAACAAGUGUCCUGUAUCUCGAUUUGAACCCUCGUUGGGCAAACCGAUGACAAACGUGUUCACUAUAGUAAAGUCAAUCGCUCGCUAGUAUUAACUGUUAAAUCAAUCGUAUUACACAAAGUUUCAGUUGGCUUGGAGUGGACGAUUAAAACAAUCAUACACAUCUUGAUAUAAUGGUGGAUUCAAGUUAUGCUAGCAAAAUUCCUUCGGGAAUAGGGCUGUCUUUGUUGAUUCUCUUCACUUUCCUUGGAAACUGUUUCGUACUUCUGGUUCUACGUUUCAAGACGCCGCGACUGUUGAGGAAACCCCUGUACCUCUUCAUCUGCAAUAUCUGCCUGUCGGACGUCUUCGCGACACUCUUCACGAUGACGUUUGAAGUAUAUGAAGAAAUAACUCAUGAAUGGUGGUUCGGGGGAGAACCCUCUUGCAAGGUAGUCAAGUAUUUGGAAAUGACUUUAUUUGGCGUGAAUAUCUUCACGCAUCUCUCCAUAGCAAUCGAACGCUUUCGUAAUGUCGUGCAACCUUUAAAACCGCCUAUGAAACUAAAGAUUGCGAAGAUUUUGGUCGGAGUUUCCUGGGGUGUUCCUUCAGUGUUAUCGUUACCGUAUUUGUAUACAUUACGCCUAACCGAAACUAGUGAAAGAAAGUUUACAUGCACGAUUGUAGCCAUGCCGUUGAUAUGGCUGGACAAACUGUUUCUAAGCAUCGAACUGCUUGUAGUCUUUCUAAUCCCUCUACUAAGUACCGUGUGUUUGUACACAAUUGUCGUUCAAAAGCUCUACAGUCGAAAGAGGCAAGUGAAUGUUAUCCUACCUCAGGUAACUCAAGCACGAAUGCGCGCGGCAGCGAAGUACGGAUCACGUGUAUCAAUGGCGGUCGCAAGCGUGUUCCUCACGUGUUGGAUUCCUCUCGUUGUGGUCUAUUUUGUGCGUUUGGUCAGCGGCUCAGAUUCGGUGAAUCGCACAAGUACUUUGUAUGUGAUCGCGCUUUAUUCGUCUUUCGUGAGCGAGCUGUUGACCCCCUUACUCUAUUGUGCCUUCGAUCGUAACAUCAAACCGGCAUUAAGAGACACCUUAAGAUGUGGAUUAAGAUUCUCUGCACUUGAAAUGAACUGGUUUACCGCCGGCAAUAUUGAAGUGCGCUUUCCACUUCGGGUUGCCCCCUUCCGUUGAGGGAAAAUGUCAAAAUGUCUUGAAUGGGGCGUGACAGCACACAGCUGUUCAAAUUUACGAACGUCUGCUUGACAUUGCAUUGACGGGUUUAACGGGAACCAAUGAAGCACUAAGAGAAAAUUGUUCGUGUUAUUUCUCCACCGACAGGUAGCGGGUAAUGGGAAAAUUCUUUGAAGGAUUUAUUGAUUAAAUGAGGCAUAAUAGUAAAGUGGAAACAGUCUUAAUAGUUCCAGAAGUAGGUGUUAUAAUCCAUCUUGUGAAAGAAAACAAACUAUAUGUAUAUGUAUAGUGUUUGAAAGUU